AUGGACGCAAACGCCUACAGAUUUCGUGCACCGAAGCCUAAUUAUCUUCCCCAUCGGGCCGACAAAGACGACAUUGUCGAGGAGUACACACCUCUGGGCAAGGCCAGCGAGCUCGAUGAAGCCAGGUAUCUCAACAAAUGCAAGCGCACCGCUCUCGAAUCGGGCAUCACCCGCCCCAAGGGAUACACCGUCUCUUUCCACUGCAACCCCGAGAUGGAGAAGCAUCACUUUGGGCAGACCCAUCCCAUGAAGCCAUGGCGCCUCACCCUAUCAAAAAGUCUCAUCUACUCCUACGGCAUGUCCUUCGCCAUGGACAACUACAUUGCCCGCGCCGCUACUUACGAAGAGCUUAACGAUUUCCACUCCGACGACUAUCUGGACUUUCUGGGCACCGUCCUCCCUGAGCCUGUCCCGCGGGAUGUUGAUAACGCCAACCCCGAUCUCAAGUUCAACCUCGGCGGCUCCGACUGUCCCCUCUUCGAGGGUCUGUACGACUACUGCUCCAUGUCAGCAGGCGGCUCCCUCGAUGCCGCGCGGAAGAUUUGUGCCCAGCAGUCUGACAUUGCCGUUUCCUGGGGAGGCGGUCUUCACCAUGCAAAGAAAGCCGAGGCCUCUGGCUUCUGCUACAUCAAUGACAUCGUCCUCGCUAUUCUGCAGCUGCUACGCUGCUAUCCCCGCGUUCUCUAUAUUGACAUUGACGUUCACCACGGAGACGGCGUCGAGGAGGCUUUCUACUCCACCGACCGUGUCAUGACGGUCUCGUUUCACAAAUACGACCCUCUCAACUUCUUCCCCGGCACCGGCGGUCUGGACGACAACGGGCCGAAGAAUGAGCACAACCCAGGUGCCCACCAUGCCAUCAAUGUGCCCCUCAACGACGGAAUCACAGAUGAGCAGUACAAGUGGCUCUUUGAGAAUGUUAUCGGCCAGUGCAUGGAAAAGUUCCGACCAAGCGCCAUCGCUCUGCAAUGCGGUGCCGACUCUCUCGCCGGUGAUCGUCUGGGUCGCUUCAACCUGCAGGUGCAAGGACACGGCGCCUGUGUCGAGUUCUGCAAAAAGUUCAAUGUACCCAUGAUCCUCUUUGGAGGUGGCGGAUACACGCCAAGAAACGUGGCCCGCGCGUGGGCCUUUGAGACGAGUAUCGCCAUCGACUGCCAGGACAAGAUCGAUCCCAUCAUUCCGACGCACGCCCCUUGGAGAGAGCAGUUCAGAUAUGAGGAGCUUUUCCCGACCCUCGAGCAAAUCUUGGGCGAGCCGCGCGCGAACCGCAACCCGCAAAAGCGACUGAACGACCUCGUUCAGCAUGUGACGGAGCAGCUGAGGUUUGUCCAGGCAGCUCCGAGCGUGCAGUAUCAGGUUAUCCCGCCCGAUCUGGGCGGUCUUAGGGAAGACGUCGAGGAAAAACUCAAGGAGGAAAGGGAGGCCGAGAACGACAGCAUCAGAAAAGCACGCGAAGAGGCCGUCGGUUCAGCCAUGGAGUAUUAA
This is a messenger RNA of Colletotrichum chrysophilum, 1485 nucleotides long. RefSeq lists its product as uncharacterized. The record is from RefSeq and is a predicted model, not a curated record. The transcript has a single exon. Bases 1 to 1485 code for a protein of 494 amino acids. Lineage: Eukaryota; Fungi; Ascomycota; Sordariomycetes; Glomerellales; Glomerellaceae. Gene Ontology annotation, molecular function: histone deacetylase activity.